Trichosurus vulpecula (common brushtail) is the source of this 3458-nucleotide messenger RNA. It is a transcript of the gene ZNF367, whose product is annotated as zinc finger protein 367. Gene Ontology annotation, biological process: homophilic cell-cell adhesion. The transcript has 5 exons. Gene Ontology annotation, molecular function: ionotropic glutamate receptor binding. Lineage: Eukaryota; Metazoa; Chordata; Mammalia; Diprotodontia; Phalangeridae. The coding region runs from base 1 to 1083 and encodes 360 amino acids. Gene Ontology annotation, cellular component: cell-cell junction. The record is from RefSeq and is a predicted model, not a curated record.
AUGAUUCGGGGGAUCGAGGCAGCUAUGGCGGAGAACCAGUCCCCGCUGCUCCAGCAGCAGCCGCCGCCACCCCCGGUCAUCUUUUGCCACGAUUCCCCCAAACGGGUCCUGGUAUCGGUCAUCAAGACGACCCCGAUCAAGCCCAAGCGGAACAGCGAGCAGGAGCCGCCGCCGCCGCUCAUCCCAACCAGCCCGGGCUUCAGUGACUUCAUGGUGUACCCUUGGCGCUGGGGCGAAAACGCACACAACGUGACGCUGAGCCCCGGGGGGCCCGGCGGGGGCGGCUGCUGCGGGGCCGCCGUUGUGGCCACCUCCCCUGCCUCUUCCUCCGUCGGCACCCAGCAGCCGCUCCGGGGCCGGGGGGUGCCGGCCUCCACCAUGGUGGCCACUGCAGUCUCUGGAGGAGAAGAGGAGGAGGAGGCGGGCAGCCCGGACAGCAACCAUCUGAGGGAUGGGAUCAGACGUGGUCGACCCAGAGCAGAUACUGUCCGGGAUUUAAUAAAUGAGGGAGAACAUUCUUCUAGCAGAAUCCGUUGUAACAUCUGUAAUAGAGUAUUUCCAAGGGAAAAAUCUCUACAGGCACACAAAAGGACUCAUACUGGUGAAAGGCCUUAUUUGUGUGACUACCCAGACUGUGGGAAAGCCUUUGUUCAGAGUGGACAGCUCAAAACACAUCAACGUCUCCACACAGGAGAAAAGCCUUUUGUUUGUUCUGAAAAUGGAUGCUUAAGUCGAUUUACACAUGCAAAUCGUCAUUGUCCUAAGCAUCCUUAUGCAAGGCUGAAGAGAGAAGAACCAACUGAUGGACUAAGUAAAAAUCAGACUGCUGACAACAAGGCUGUGGCUGAGUGGCUAGCAAAGUAUUGGGAAACAAGAGAACAGCGCACCCCGACCUUGAAAGGAAAACCCAUUCAGAAAGCAGAUCAAGAACAGCAAGAUCCCUUGGAAUACAUUCAGUCUGAUGAAGAGGAUGACGAGAAAAAUGGGGCUCGCCGACUCCUCCAAGAGCAGCGGGAGCGCCUGCAUGGAGCUCUUGCUCUCAUAGAGCUCGCAAACCUGACUGGAGCGCCGCUUCGUCAGUAACACGAGAACUUCACUCUUUCAACGUACAAAACGUACUGCCCGGCUUACUUAACAAGUAGAUCCUUGGGCAUCCGCUAAGCACCUUAAUUUGCUUAUCAUAGGCUGCUAUUCUGUAGAAAUUUAUGAAGAAUGUUAUUGCCCCAGAACGUGGGGUAAGAGAGAAUUGCACUUUUUUGUAUGGAAAUGAAUUAGAUGUAAAGUUUUAAAGUAUUUUGUAAAUAUGGGACUGCACAGUGCAGUGUUAAAAACUACAUAGUGUGGGAAGCUAGAUUUUGCAAGUUUAAUGCAUUCAUUUGAAGCAGUUCUCACAAAAAGCACUUUCCAAGUAUGACACUUGUCCGAAGAACAGAAUGGUACACAUAGCCAAAGAAGGUCAAAAUAGAUUAUUUAUCAAAACAUUUAAAAAUGUAUAUUAGAGUUUUAAAAAAAUACUGUAAACAGUGAAACAGGCAAGAUAGUACUCUAUAUCUGUACGUAUAUGUACAUAUAUAUGCAUAUAUGUGUACUUAUAUAUACAUGUAAGAUAUAUUUUUAAUUGAAAGAUAGUGCGCCUAAUGGGGGAAGAGAAAUUGGGCCAUUUUGAAAAAAGUAUUCUAAUUUAUGUGCUAGGAAACAGCUAGUUAUUUGAGGGGGUGGGAUUAACAGUUCAGGAUCUUCACUGUAAUAACAAAAUCGGCCUGACUUUUUUGUCUGGGCUUUAGAACUCAGUCAAAUUUCUAGGCCUGAAAAGCACUUGUUAAGUUGGGAACUUUUGCACAUUACCAGAAUUCUCAUUUGCUAAAAUUGAAUGAUUAGUCUUGCAAAGUCUAGGUGAUGUGAUAACAAUUGGUAAUAUUUUUCAUAUUACAGGCCCUGUAAUGAGAUUUGGCACUUGGCUUUUGUUAAUAAGAGGGAACAUUUACAGGGUUGUUUUGAUUUAUAGUGAACUAUUUUAGAUCUGUUAGCAAACACUAAAUGUUAACUGUACUGCUUAUUUAGAGAUAUUAGUAAAUAGAAGCCUCCAUAUUUACAUUUUCAGUGCAAGUCACCUUAUUGCUUUACUUCAGAAUAACAUGCCAAGUUAUCUUGUGUUCACUAAAUUUAGCUACCAGUUAAACACUGCAGAAAAAUUAAUUACUCAAAUAAGUAGGCUUCCAGAGAUAAUCACUACUGCAAGUGUAUUAAAAUUAUAUAGUGGUUUUAUGCCAUUUCCCCAAAUAGAUUAGGCUAUGAAACAUCACUUAAUAUACUUAAGCAUAAAGAAAAAAACCAAAAGCUAAGCAGUCCAUCUCUUGUGUUAAGUUUGAUCAUUUUAGCUUUUGUUUUAAGCAGUGACUAACAAGUAUAGCACAGUAAUUUGUAGAUUGCUUUAAUUGGUUAACAGAGUAAGCAUCAGAAUAAUAGAUAAAGUUGGGCUAUUUGAGCUUUUUUUUUUCUUAAUUGAAAUGAUAUCUUGCAACUGUAGUUUAAACAUUUUAGGCUUCUUUUUCCAAAAAUCCCAGUGUGUUGCAGUACACAGACAUCCUGACAUGUGGCCAUGGGGAAGGGGAUGCAUUUAAUUGUCAAGACACGUAGCUAAAGAAUACAAAAGGAGUUAUGGUGGUAGCAAAUAAUGUUUAUGAUGAGGACAUAUUUUGAAAAUGUAAUUCCUCUGUACAGUAGAUUGCCAAUCUUGAGGUUGUGGGGUUUUUUGUAAUAGAGAAUUUAUAUUUGUAAUGGUAUGAGAAUUUUGUUUGUAAUCUGGUACAUAGAAUUUAACUUGUUGGAGCACUUAACCUAAGCAGUAGUAAGAGAGGCUGUAUCAUCUAAGUCAUGAAGAUUGUUGUCUCAGAUGUUACCUCUGGAAUUUUCCCCCUCAAAAUAAACAAUUAAAAUUGGCCAAUUGAGAAUUAGUUUUAAGAACUGAAGAGCAACACUGUUUAUCUUGGGACAUUUAAACUACAAUUCAUUUAUCUGGCAGAGCAUGGGUAAUGACAAUUUAAACCCUAGUGCUGGUAUCUAACAUUGCAUAGGAAAUAACAUUUCAAGCUUUCAAAAUUAAACUUUUUUUGUUCUAUAGUUUCUCCAAUCAGUUCUUGCUAAUUUGAAUAGUUUAUUGGCAACUAUAUUUUAAUUGUAUAAUUGGAACAAUUUAAUAAAUUAUUUUAAGCACUUGACUACAGUAACAUUAAAAUCUUCCUUUUUGAUAUAAGCUAUAUUCUUUGGCACAAUAUUAAAUUGAGGUCUAAAAUUGGAAGUGUAUUAAGUCUGCUUUUUGUUUUAAAAUAUGGUUUACAUUAAAAAAUUUUGAAGUUUUUAUAUGCUUCACGUGGCAAAGUUUAUUUUAGCAUGAGUUAACAGCAUAAAAAUAUGCUGUAAUUUUAAUAGAUGUUUGAAUAAAAAUUCAUUUUCACUUU